This is a messenger RNA of Oncorhynchus keta (chum salmon), 8835 nucleotides long. Its product is annotated as flavin-containing monooxygenase 5-like. Gene Ontology annotation, molecular function: flavin adenine dinucleotide binding; N,N-dimethylaniline monooxygenase activity; NADP binding. The record is from RefSeq and is a predicted model, not a curated record. The transcript has 11 exons. Lineage: Eukaryota; Metazoa; Chordata; Actinopteri; Salmoniformes; Salmonidae. The coding region runs from base 1661 to 3325 and encodes 554 amino acids.
AAACAGAAAAUAUUAAGAUGGGCAAAAGAACACAGACAUGGAACAGCGAUAUGGCUUUUUCUAAGUUUUGACCCAUGCUUUUCUGAAGGAAGAGUAGCACUGGCUCUGGAGCAGCAUGUGUACACGCUGUGUCCUUGUGGAGUCUGGAGUCGCUAGGGCAACUGGCCUACCUGCUCUGCUUGGAGAAGGGGAGCAGGCCAGGGGAUGCGACCCCUGUCAAUACACAGCUUGACUCACCUGUUCCCGUUUUCUCCAGUUGUGCUAUUUACAAACAAACACAUGGUUCAACUGUUUUGGGGAACUAUGGUAAGCUUCAUGAUAUAAAAUAAUGUGAUCUGCUUUAUCUCCUAACGUAUUACAUAAGUUGACUGCAGGUAUUUACUUAAAAAAGUAUCUACUAAUAUUAACAUGAAUUGAAAAACAUAAAAUAAAUAGUUUCAAUGGUAUUAAAAAAAACAGUCCCUGGCUGCGGUCUCCAGCCCAAGCCUACUCUCACCCUAUUACCUCAACCUCUAUCCUCCUCCCUCAUCUACCUUAUCUCCAACCUCACUCGAGGACAGCCUUAUCACCACCCUCCUCUCAUCCAUACACCUACACUCCUCCUCUCCUCAGCAACCUACAGAGAGCCUGAAUACCACCCCCUUCCUGUCCUGUACUACAUGAUCUGCAAACAUUAUUCUGUCAUUCCUUUGCUGAGAAGUUUAUAUUGGAGACAAGACUGUCAACGAAUGUAAUGUAAAUGGACUGUGUGUAUGAUAUUUGUACAUGAGAACUAAGUAGAAAGACAAACCAGACAAAGAGAUUCUCCGGUACUUUCGUAUACUUUUUAGUAUGUAGUUCUGAAAGUAGUACUCACGAGCUAAAAGUGGCCCCCUGAAAAUGGCAUACUAUGUGAUAUAUGUGCAGAUAUGUGCACCAUGUUAUCUCUGUCUGUCCGUCCGUCCGUCCACUGAGCCGUUGGGCCCGCCCUGCAACCUCUUUGGAUAUGCUGGGGUGGCCUCUUGCUAGCUGUCACUCAAAUGCGAGGCUAGAACUCAAAUUGCUAGGGCGUUGGCCCAGGGGAAAUUUAUGUAAAAUGAUGCAGCACAGCUUCAAGAAAACAAUCACUUUCAAAGUAGGAAUUUUUGGCUAAUUGAUGUAAAACAGCAAUUCUGCUCAUAGAUUAUGCAUGUAUGAACUACACAUUGACACAUCCAAAGCGGGAUGUUUAGAAAAUAUUUUCUUUGUUGCCAAAGUAACUAAGAAGCAUGUAUUUAGUGCUGCUUCACCUCAUUUUUAAUCCCAUAAAGAUCUUCCCAGUAUUUCUGUGUGGAAAGAAACAUGAAUAAAUAAGUCAGCACUAUCUUACAUGUCCACCCCUUCUAGGGGAUUCUGUCAAAACACGUUAAAGGCAACAUUGUGGAUGGUGAGAUGAGUUCAUGUUAAUGAAUCUCAGGUAGAUUCAAUUGAGCUCUGUGGGAUAGUAACAAAGUCGCAGGUUUUAUGUAACUGUGUCAAGUAAAGGGUUAACCUAUAGGACACUCCCCUACCCUGCUUUUGGUUCACUUCCUAAUUUGUGAACUUUACUCUGCUAAUACACAGUUCCAGUCAGAACUACUCCAUUUGAGAGGGAGUCUAUGGAUCAGUCCUCUGCAGAAAGACAGACCGACACACAGGUAGUAUGUCCCAACGUGUGGCAGUGAUCGGGGCGGGUCCCUCAGGUCUGACCAGCAUCAAGAGCUGUCUGGAAGAGGGUCUGAAGCCCACCUGCUUCGAGAGCAGUGAUGACAUCGGGGGGCUGUGGAGGUUCAAGGAAACCCCUGAGCCGGGCCGCUCUAGUAUCUACCGCUCUCUGGUGGCGAACACCUCCAAGGAGAUGAUGUGUUUCAGUGACUUCCCUAUGCCAGCUGACUACCCCAACUACAUGCUGCACUCCCAGCUGCUGCAGUACUUCAGGCUUUAUGCUCAACACUUUGACCUCCUCAGACACAUCACCUUCCAGACCAGCGUGCUGACUGUGAGACAGAGGCCAGACUUCAGUCGUUCAGGCCAGUGGGAGGUGGUGACAGAGAACAGGGAGGGACAGGAGCAGAGACACAUCUUUGACGGGGUACUGGUUUGUUCAGGACACUACACACAGCCUGUCUCACCGCUAGACCAGUUCCCAGGCCAUGAGUCGUUCCCUGGCCGCUGCCUACACAGCUGGGAGUAUAAGGAUGCUGAUGCGUUUCGGGGGAAGAGGGUGGUGGUAGUGGGGAUUGGGAACUCUGGAGGAGACAUCGCUGUGGAGAUCAGCCGGGCUGCAGAGAAGACCUUCCUGAGUACCCGUAAGGGGGCGUGGGUGUUAGCUCGUAUGUCCAGUAGCGGUCUCCCACUGGACAUGACGGCCAUCUCACGGUUCACGGUCCUGCUAACCUCCCUGCUGCCCAGAGCGCUGGUCAACUGGGCUGCAGAGAGAACCCUUAAUCACCGAUAUGACCACCGUCUCUAUGGCCUACAGCCAACACACAGGCUGCUAGAGCAGAAGCCGCUGAUCAACGAUGACCUUCCAGGCCGUAUCCUGCAGGGGGCAGUAGUGCUGAAGCCAGACCUGAGAGGGUUCCAGGGGUCCGGACUGCUGUUCCAGGAUGGAACCACGGAGGGGGACAUCGAUGCAGUGGUCUUCUGUACUGGAUACAAUAGCACCUUCUCCUUCCUGCCCCCGUCACUAUGUUCAGGACCUCGGGGGGAUCUCAAGCUGUACAGACGGGUGUUCCCUCCAGCUCUCGAGCGCCCCACGCUGGCCAUCAUGGGUCUGUUCCAGACUAAAGGACCCAUCUUUCCUGCUGUGGAGAUGCAGGCCCGCUGGGUCACGAAGGUCAUCGCAGGGAUGACCCAGCUCCCACCACGGAAAACAAUGCUUUCCAAAAUCGAGACGGAGACGAAGAGGAACAUGAAGAGUUACCUGUGUCCCAGACAGGCAGCUCUCCAUGUGGAUUAUAUACCAUACCUGGACUCCCUGGCUGAGCAGGUGGGGGUUCGUCCCAACAUCCUAGGGCUGCUGCUGAGGGAGCCUAGUGUGGGGCUGCGUGUACUGCUGGGGCCCUGCACCCCUUACCAGUACCGCCUAAGAGGGCCGGGAAAGUGGGACGGGGCCCGACAAGCCAUCCUCACUCAGUGGGAGCGCGUAGCCCAGCCCUUCAGAACCAGGCUGGAGCCAGAACCCCCCAGGCCCUUGGUCCUUCUGUCCCCCUUGCUGAUCACGCUGUCCGUGGGAGCUGUGAUGCUAGCUGUGGUCCUCUCCCAGUGUAAACUGGCCUUAUGUCUACAGGACCUACUACAGGACUCAACUCACCUGCUGGACUAGCUCUCAGCACUACUGUGAGGCUCGGAGUAGAAGAAUCCUAUAUAGCAACAGAUCUAGGAUCUACAUUAAUACUCUAUUGCCUUCACUAUCGACCAGGCUCUUUGUUUGUUUUCUUCUCGUCAAGACCAGUAUGCGGGGGAUCUUUUUUCAAGCGUUUAUUUUACACCUGCUACGUUAGGUUAGGCUGUAUCUGACCUAACAGACUGCUUUUGUUGUCUUACAAAAACACUCAUUAGGUGUGCUUGCUGAAAGGAAGUCCUCUCUAAAACUCUUACUCUCAUUUGAUUUCUUUGGUUAGCUCUAACACUUAAACUGCUUAAGCUAUUAACAUGAAACCAACUUUAAAAGGUGCAGACGGACCCGACUUAGCGUGCUUGAGAAAUUAUUUUUGAUAAUUCAGAGCAGAUAUUUAUCACAUUUAUUUAAGAUUCAAAGAUGUUGGCAGAAGAAAAUGGGGUGUCAGCUUUGACAUGACCUUUUGAUAAUUGAACUCCAGUAAGAAGUGGAUUUACACCCGGUAACAGAAUUACAUCAUGGGUCCCUGAUCUGUACUACACAGACAACAUGGAUAAUGAUGUAUCCUGAAUAGGAACACAAAGGUAGAAAUAUGCAAUAUCAUAUGGGUAUUAUUCUACACACGGGCUAUUAUUCUAAUGAGCUCUGCCCUUAACAAGACCAUAUUUGGUUGGUCUGGACCAGACCAAAUCUGAACCAAUUAUAGACAUCUAUGUUUCACAAAUUUGGACAUCACAGUACAGUAGAGUACAGCACAGCACAUCACAGUAGAGUAUUGUCAAGUAUAGUUCAGUGGAGUAUAGUACAAUACAUUAUAGUGGACUCUAGGGUUCUCUACUGUACUAUACUGAACUUCACUCGACUGUAGGCCUACUGUAUGGAACUAUACUCAACUUUACUUGUCUUUGCUGUACUAUACUCUACUGCAGGAGUUGUUUUGCUUUGUGAUCCACCAAUUGAGGUGUCUUUUGAGUAGCGACCCACCAUAAGCGUUGAGUGGUGAAGAAAUAUACACAGACCAAAGAAUAAGUAAACAAUAUCAUCCUUGCAGCAGAGAGAAAAUGUUGCAAUUUCAAAACUAAUCUCCUGCAAUUCCACAUAUCCUGUAAUGGAGCUGAAAGAACAUUUAGCCGUUUUAAUGCCAAUGUCCUGCAAUUCUAUGCAUUUUACCAUGCUGAGCGAAAAAAUUGCAGUCUUUAAGCUAAUUUCCUACAGUUCUAAGUAUUUUGACAUGGCUAAUGCUGUUUUCUUAUGCUCAAAUAUUAUUAUUUUUUAAAUCAACAAGGGCCUGAUUGUCUAGCUUUUAUCUUGUUGAUUGUAUAUAGAGUACCAGUCAAGAGUUUGGACACACCUACUCAUUGAAAGGUUUUUCUUUAUUGUUAUUAUUUCUACAUUGUAGAAUAAUAGUGAAGACAUGAAAACUAUGAAAUAACACAUGGAAUCAUGAAGAAACCAAAAAAGUGUUAAACAAAUCCAAAUAUAUUUUGUAUUUGAGAUUCUUCAAAGUAGGCACCCUUGGCCUUGAUGACAGUUUUGCACACUCUUGGCAUUCUCUCAACCAGCAUCAUGAGGUAGUCGACCCCGGCCUCGAGGACGACCCGGAGGACGAGGCGCGGGGUGAUCCGGGUGGAGGUGGUGGAAAUCCCUCAAGAGGGAAGGAUCUAAAAUGUCCCUCCCCGGUACCCAGCACCUCUCCUCCGGACCGUACCCCUCCCAGUCCACGAGGUACUGCAGGCCCCUCACCCUGCGUCUCGAGUCCAGAAUAGCUCGUACUGUGUACGCCGGGGACCACUCGAUGUCCAGAGGGGGUGGAGGGACCUCCGGUACCUCACUGUCUUGUAGGGGACCAGCUACCACCGGCCUGAGGAGAGACACAUGAAACGAGGGCUUAAUGCGAUAAUAAGAGGGAAAUUGCAAUCUAUAACACACCUCGUUUAUCCUCCUCAGGACUUUAAAUGGCCCCACACACUGCGGCCCCAGCUUCCGCCGUCCCCCGGUGCGAACACCGGGGCCUCACUGCGGUGGCGGUCAGUGUCUCUCUUCUGCCGUUCACUGGCCUGCCUGAGAGAAUCCUGGACUGCCCACCAGGUCUCUCUAGAGCGCUGUACCCACUCCUCCACCGCAGGAGCUUCGGUCUGACUCUGAUGCCACGGAGCCAGGACCGGCUGGUAGCCCAGUACGCAUUCGAAUGGCGACAUAUUCGUGGAUGAAUGCCGAAGUGAGUUCUGGGCCGACUCUGCCCACGGGACGUACCUCGCCCAUUCUCCUGGCCGGUCUUGGCAAUACGACCUCAGAAACCUACCCACUUCCUGGUUUACUCUCUCCACCUGCCCAUUACUUUCGGGGUGAUAACCAAAGGUAUGGCUGACCGAGAUCCCCAGACGCUCCAUAAACGCCUUCCAAACCCGGGACGUGAACUGGGGACCCCGAUCGGAGACUAUAUCCUCUGGAACCCCAUAGUGCCGGAAGACGUGUGUAAAUAGAGCCUCUGCAGUCUGUAGGGCCGUAGGGAGACCAGGCAAUGGGAGGAGACGGCAGGACUUAGAGAACCGAUCCACAACAACCAGAACGGUAGUGUUCCCCUGAGGUUGGGGAAGAUCAGUAAGGAAAUCUACCGAGAGAUGGGACCAUGGCCGUUGUGGAACCGGGAGGGGAUGUAACUUCCCUCUAGGAAGGUGCCUAGGAGCCUUACUCUGGGCGCAUACCGAACAGGAAGAGACAUAGAGCCUCACAUCCCUAGCUAAGAUGGGCCACCAGUAUUUCCCCCUAAGACCCCGCACUGUCCUAUCAAUCCCCGGAUGACCCGCAGACGGUAGUGUGUGAGCCCACCGAAUCAAUUUAUCACGGACACCAAGCGGUACGUAACUUUGACCGGUCGGACACUGUGUAGGCGCAGGUUCAACCCUCAACGCCCGCUUGAUGUCCGCGUCUACCUCCCAUACCACUGGGGCCACCAGCUGAGAGGCUGGAAGGAUGGGAGUGGGUUCGAUGGACCGGUCCUCGGUGUCAUAGAGACGGGACAGCGCGUCGGCCUUAGUGUUGAGGGAACCUGGUCUAUAAGAGAUCGUAAAUCUAAAACGUGUAAAGAACAUGGCCCACCUAGCCUGACGCGGAUUCAGUCUCCUCGCUGCUCGAAUAUACUCCAGAUGACGGUGGUCAGUCCAGAUGAGGAAAGGGUGUUUAGCCCCCUCUAGCCAGUGUCUCCACACCUUCAGGGCCUUUACCAUAGCUAGUAACUCCCGGUCCCCCACAUCAUAGUUCCUCUCUGCCGGACCCAGCUUCGGACUGUUCCAGAUAGCGUUGGCAGCAGACGAGGAGGCUCACACUCUCCUCACCCAAGGGAGCCGUACGCACGGUAGCCAGGUAGAGCUCUAGCUGGAGCAAAAAUCCCUGGCACCCAGCCACCACUCCAUCGUACUCCCUCGGGGGGGGAGAGACGCAGUGCGCUGGACCCAGAGGACGACGUAGGUGGAGUAGGUGGUGUCGGCUGUGGGGGAGCUGGGGUAGACGUCGGUAGACCACUCCUCUCCCAUCGUUCCAUCCUCUCCAUCAUCUGGUCCAUCGCUGUACCGAUCCGAUGGAGGACAGCUGUGUGGUGAUGGACGCGCUCUUCCAUAGUGGGAAGAGGGGUGGUCGCUGCUCCUGCUGACUCCAUUUUGGUAGUGCAGGCUUCUGUUAUGAUAACUAGGAGUGGUGGGUGGAAUCAGGCGCAGAGAGCAGGGUUCAGUCGUUUGUCAAAUUUAUUCACCAGCGCAACAAAAACGGUCACGCCAACACACAGGGCGUAUACAAGUUACCAGUCCAAACAACAGGACAAAAAUAGUCCGGAGAAUAAAGACACAAACAAAUAACACCAUCCAACAGAGUAACAAGAAACAAGCCCGCACAAAUACCCAGCGGGCCUAGUGCCCUUAAAUAGCCUACAAACAAACCCUAACACAAAACAGGUGUACCCAAUUACCCAAUAACCAAAAACAAACGGAAAGGGAAUCGAUGGCAGCUAAUAGGCCGGUGACGACGACCGCCGAGCACCGCCCGAACAGGAAGAGGCACCAUCUUCGGCGAGGUUCGUGACAGUAAUGGAAUUACAAGGCACAAAGCAAUGUUUCUUAAACAAUAGGCAAAUCAUUUCUCAAACUAAAUGUUGAUAUUAGUUGUCAGGGGUCUUUACUUCAACAUUAUUGUGUUUUGAUGUAUUUCUAAUACCUUUUAAGACUUUUUCUGGUAGAUAUUUUCUAAGACCCCUUUUCCAUCUUUUUGACCAGAAAUCAAGGCCAUUACUUAUGCCUAAUUUUUAAAAUAGAAAUGCCUUAAUUUCCCAAAAAUAUAGACUCUUAGCUUUCAUUUGACACCCAAUUUGAUAUGCUCCUGUGAACUUCACAUGUUGGUGCUCAUGAGUCCUUUUACAUGGAAAUUACCAUACAUAAUUUAACUACAUCAACAUUUAAGAUCAACCACAACGCAUUUGAAUGGCAAUCAAGGGGCCAUAGACUUUAAUGUUAAAAAUCAUAAAAAUGGACACGCUACUAUUCUAGAACCACCAUCAACUCCAAACCAACAUUGAAAUGUGCAGACUGACCCAAUUUAGAUUGUUUACAUACUACAUUUUGUUACUGUAUAUACUUUUUGACCUAUAAUCAUUUAAAAUGUACAUAAUAUACAUUACAGUCAGUGGUUUCUAUGAGAGGUAGAUAUUCACAGUAACACUGCUUUCUAACCAUUCAAGCAAGAAACACCAAAACCAAUUUCAGGAUGAUGGAAACACUUCACACAUUCAUAGAUUAUUUAAUUCCUCCAUCCUUUUAAGGGUACAAUGAUGCCUUUUUCUUUUUUUUAAAUCUCAGUAUCAAAUUACUUCUGGGUAACAAUUAAGUACCUUACUGUGAUUGUUGUAAAUGAAAAUGGUCAAAAAGAAACAAAAAUAGCUAGAAUUUUGCUAGGACUGUCUGGGAGUGGUCUCAGUGGGGAGGGGAAAACUGAACUAGCUGUUAUUGGCAGAGAGGUUUGUAACGCUCUUUCAUAUUGGUCUAUUAACUCAUUUAUUUUUCAAUCAGCUCUUACACUAAAAGGGCAUUAUCAUAAUUUUCACAAUUUCACAGUAUUAUUCCAAAUUUAAGAACAGAGUGGUAGACAAUUGAAAUGAAACUGCUCUUUAACCAUUUCCGCUACAAACAUGAACACAACUUUAACAUUUUCAAACUUUAUAAAUGAUGACUAUUAAAAUCGGCCUAAAUUAGCAUAAAUAACCAAUAGUAACUCUUGGACCGUUCAAGCUUGAACAUGUUCUGGCUAUCCUAUCCUUUUCAAUCAAUCAACACUUCAAGACAAGCUAGCAAGCACACACAUUUUAUUCAGGAAAUGUACUUUUCUAGUUAUUAUUAUUCGUCUUCCACUGCCAAUGUGUGUUUCUUGUGCUCCCUUGUUUGUAUUAUCAGUGUCUAAUGGUAAUGGUACUCCCUGCUUAAAUAAAUGAAAAUAAAUAACAUUAAACCAUC